This is a messenger RNA of Alternaria atra, 3291 nucleotides long. RefSeq lists its product as uncharacterized. Gene Ontology annotation, molecular function: protein binding. Bases 1 to 3291 code for a protein of 1096 amino acids. The record is from RefSeq and is a predicted model, not a curated record. NCBI's taxonomy places the organism in Eukaryota, Fungi, Ascomycota, Dothideomycetes, Pleosporales, Pleosporaceae. The transcript has 2 exons.
AUGGACCAGUCCUCGUCCAUACCGCGCCCGUCUGGCAUCCCCAGGCCGGCACCAGCGUCUCGACUGCCAGUGCUCAGACCCUCCAACAGCCACUCCCAGCUGCGCGCACCCGCGUCCACGGAGCAAUUGCGCAAGAAGCCGUCUCUCUCGUCCAUAUCGCGCCCAACCACAUCGACACUACAGAAGAAGUCGUCGAGAGCAUCGCUCGCAUACUCCAGCAACCCCCUGACAUCAUCGAAUGCUCCUGCUCCUGCUCCUGCCAACUCGAGCUCCAACCGGACAUCCAUCGCUUCCUCGUCCACUUCCUCCCGUCGAGUGAGUGGAAUUCCUAGCUUUGGCCAACGACGAACCUCGACCAUCGCCCCGACUACCAAUGACGCGCCUGUCUUCAAGCGACCAUUUGCCCGUCCACCCUCGCGUCAGACGAAUGCUUCGCGGCCCACAUCCUCGUCAAACCCUGCCAAGGAGGAUGAUACACUGGGGAGCCUGGAAGGCUUCAGGUCAGCCUCGAGGGCAUCCUCGCGAGCAAGUUCGAGGGCAGGGUUUCGGGACAAUGAGCUCUCGCCCGAAUCAUUGGAGACAGCCAUUGAUGAUCAGCUCAUCAGUCCAGUAAAGCCGGAGAAGAGGAAGAGCCGGCCGUCACUUUCAGAAAGGACAAUAGAGAGUCUGUCCCAGCUGCCAUCGUCGCCAGCACCAGGUAAGGGAAGACGCCGGUCAAGCUUCUUCAAUGCCGACAACAACAUGCCUCCGCCAGUUCGAUCAGCGUCAGCCAUGUCCAACAGCAACGGCAGCAGGCCAUCUACAAGUGAUGGCGCCCCGCAUCCCAUCCCAGCUACACCAAAGCGGCUCGGUGUCCCCUCGAACAGACUGUCUAUGACUGCACCUGGAAAAAGGAGCGUUAGUGCGAAUGUCACCACGCCUGCUGCGACGCCCAGCAAACGUUCUUCAAUCCUACAACCGAUGUCAACUGUCAAGAAACAGCCAUUGGCUCCGGCGCAAAACUUACAGAACACACCUAAACCACGCCCUUUGACGAACAGCAAGAGUCUCACUAUGCGAACACCCAAAUCUCGGCCGUCUCUGAACAAUGUCUUUGGUCAAGCAAUAUCGCCUCCUGGAACCGCUACGUCCUCGCCGGUCCGAGAUACCCCUGUGAAGAAGACACCCGAUACCGUUCGAAGGAUGCCAAGCUCUUCCACCGCCCUUCGCGAUCAGAUUGCGAAAGCGAGAGCCGCCAAGAAAUCAAACGUUGAAGACGCACCAGCUGAAGCACCUCAAAAAGCCGCAAGCUCUUCCAACGCUCUGAGAGAACAAAUUGCAAAGGCCAGGGCAGCAGCGAAGCAGCAAAAGACCGAGCCGACUAGAAAUAACACACCUCCAACCGACAUGAUCAUACCCGAUCCUGCGGAGAUUGCGACCUUUGACUUUGGCCUCGAUGACGAUCCCUUCAAUCAGCGCUCCAAGGGCGGCAAGUCUGUGCUACGCAGACGCAUCGAUAGCGCUCGAUCAGAUGGCCGCUUAAAUAUCGCUGCAAUGGGACUGAAGGAGAUUCCUGAUGACGUACUUUCUAUGUAUAUAUACGACCCCAACGAUACCAAAGUGGCCUGGGGCGAGGUUGUCGACCUGUCUACUAUCUUAGCUGCAGACAAUGAGCUUGAGAUACUUCCCGACAGCAUGUUCCCUGAUGUAUCAGUUGAAGACAUGGUCGAUUCGGACGAGGCAGGACCUCAGUUUGGGGGAGUGCAGAGUAUCGACUUUCACGGCAACAUGCUGCGAGAGCUGCCCGUAGGCUUACGACGACUCACGCAGCUCUCAAAGUUGAACCUUUCACGGAACAAGCUACCCAUGGAAAUGUUGGACGUCAUCGCUCAAAUACCGACUUUGCGGGAACUGAAGUUGGCCGAGAACGAUCUCAGCGGAGACCUCUCUCCGGCACUAUGUGACCUCGCAGCAUUGGAGGUCCUUGAACUGCAGUCGAACAAGUUGACAAGCAUACCUGCAGAUCUACAGCGCCUGACGCAGUUACGGAUACUCAACGUAUCAGAGAACCAACUUCGGUCUAUUCCUAACGAAGUCUUUUCUGCAACUCUCAUUGAGCUUCAAGCACCGAAGAACCGUCUUGAGGGCGCACUUCUCAGCCUAGAUUUAGUACCUCACUUGCAGGAACUGAAUGUCGCACAGAACUCGUUGACAUCCCUGUGCGAUGGCGACUCGAUCGAUUUGCCUGCUCUUAAGACGCUCAAUGUUUCCACAAACCGACUAACGUCGUUACCUGAAGUCUUUACCUGGGUUAGCGUAACCACGCUUUUGGUUGGGGAGAACAAACUUCCGGCUUUGCCGGAAGGGUUUGCGACGCUCCAACAGCUACGUACUGCAGACUUUACGGGCAACGACAUUACUCAACUUGACGAGAAAAUAGCUUUGAUGGAGAAUUUGGAACACCUCACAGUUGCAGCGAACCCAUUGCGCGAUCGCAAGUUCCUUACCAUGGGUACUGAUGAAAUAAAGCGCGAUCUGGCAUCGCGACUACCAGCUACUGAGCUGCCAGCCGACGCGGAUGAGGAGUUCGAGAACAGCGUCACCGAAGAGGCUCAGCCAAAAUGGCAGCUUACACCGUCAGGCACACUAGACCUUGCAGACAAGAACAUGUCUGAAUUAGAGCUUGAUGAAAUCACCCUGGAGCUCUUCACUAACGGACUGCGGCAACUGCAGCUGCAGCGAAACAAGUUCGACAUCAUCCCGUCUAUAGCAGCACAGUUCGAACACUUGACAUUACUGGAUCUAUCCAGGAACAAUAUCGAGAUUCCACUGUCAGCACCCAUCGAACUUCCCCAACUUCGCGAUCUUCGUCUUGCCAGCAACAAGAUUAACUCUUUGACGCACCUGACGACGUAUCUCACGGCGCCUCUGCUCGUAACACUAGACGUCUCGAUAAAUCGGCUAGCCGGUGCGCUUCCGACCCUCCACGUAACCUUUCCCUCGCUCACGACUCUUCUCGCGUCCGACAACAAGAUCUCUGAAGUAUCUGCCGACAGCUUGCAAAAUCUCAGGAUCGUCAACUUGGGCAACAACGAUAUUGAUCGUCUGGAACCACGUAUCGGACUGCUACAGGGCACAUUAACAGGCUUUGAAGUGGAAGGGAACAAGUUCAGGGUACCCAAUCGACAGGUCCUUCAAAAGGGAACGGAUGCUGUGUUGACAUGGCUCCGAGACAAGAUUCCAAGGGAGAGCUGGAAGAGUGCAGAUAGCGCUUCGACUGAGUUUUUUGAUGCAGACGACGGGAGCUUCUGA